AUGGAGCAGACUCAGUAACAGAAAGGAGAGAGAGUGAAAAAAGAAUCAAAUCUCAUGGGCAGAAUCUCGGAGCAGUGAAUGGAGCAGGAACAAAAACGUGAAAUGGCAGAAGUAAAGGAGGACCAGAUGGCCAAUGAAGCACCCCCAGCUGAAGUGGAGGUCAAGUCAGAGGCUAAACUCAUCCUCUAUCACUGGACACAGUCCUUCAGUUCCCAAAAGGUACGACUGGUGAUUGCUGAAAAGGGGUUGAAAUGUGAAGAGCAUGAUGUAAGCCUUCCAUUGAGUGAACAUAACGAGCCUUGGUUUAUGCGGUUAAAUGCAUCAGGAGAAGUCCCUGUGCUCAUUCACAAAGAGAACAUAAUUUGUGAUGCAACUCAGAUUAUUGACUACCUUGAAGAUACUUUUGUGAAUGAAAAUACUCCAAAAUUAAUGCCAGAAGAAGGAAGUAUGUAUUAUCCAAGGGUUCAACACUACAGAGAACUACUAGAUUCCUUGCCUAUGGACGCAUACACACAUGGUUGCAUUUUACAUCCUGAAUUAGCAGUAGACUCUAUGAUUCCUGCAUAUGCCACAACCAGAAUUCGUAGCCAAAUAGGUAAUACUGAAUCUGAAUUAAAGAAACUUGCUGAAGAAAACCCAGAUCUGCAAGAUGCAUAUAUAGCAAAGCAGAAACGACUCAAAUCUAAAUUGAUGGACCAUGAUAACAUAAAGUACUUACAGAAAAUAAUAGAUGAGCUGGAAAAAGUUUUGGAUCAGGUUGAAACUGAGUUGCAAAGAAGAAAUGAAGAAACACCAGAAAAUGGACAUCAGCCUUGGCUCUGUGGAGAAUUCUUUAGCUUGGCUGAUGUAUCCCUUGCUGUAACACUCCAUCGGCUGAAGUUCAUUGGACUAGCAAGGAGAAGUUGGGGAAAUGGAAAGCGACCUAACUUGGAAGCCUAUUAUGACCGUGUCCUAAAAAGACAAACAUUUCAUAAGGUUUUGGGACAUGUCAACAACAUACUAAUCUCAGCAGUUCUCCCAACAGCGUUUCGAGUAGCAAAGAAGAGAGCACCCAAAGUUUUUGGUACAACUCUUCUGGCUGGCUUUUUAGCAGGAAUUGUAUAUUUUGCAUUUAUGUGUGCUCGGAAGAGGUUUGCUAACUUGUUAUUAUCAAUAAGAGGAAGGCAGAGUUAUCUGUAGAUGCUUCCUUGCUUUAUCGAGAGCAAAGUACUUUAUUUUCCAAAGAGGCUGAUUUGAAGAAUAAUGGUACAAAAUAUUGUCUUCCAUUAUUAGGCCUUUUUCUGACUGUAGAAAUACAUUAGUAAUGUAAAGAAUCUUGCAAAUUUAAGGGAAAAAACAUCUUGCUAAGCUAUUAUAUAUUCAAUAUUAUAUGUUCAGUAUGAUUUUGAUUUAGUGUUAAAAUAUCCAUCAAGCUAUUAGUAUGUAUCAUAAACUAUUGUUGAUGGGUUCCCUGUUGUAAGCAAUGUUUCAGUAACCUAUGGGUAAAACAAUCCACAGUUAGCUCAAUGUGUGAAACAGCUAGUAAUUUGUUCGUGAAACUGUGGAAGCAUAUUUUUGUUCCUUCUUGCACCAUGCUGCCUUUAUUUUUUCUUUUUAUAAUAUAUUUAUUAAUUUUCAACAUUAAACUUUAAAAUACA
Pseudonaja textilis is the source of this 1637-nucleotide messenger RNA. It is a transcript of the gene GDAP1, whose product is annotated as ganglioside induced differentiation associated protein 1. Gene Ontology annotation, biological process: mitochondrial fusion; mitochondrial fission. NCBI's taxonomy places the organism in Eukaryota, Metazoa, Chordata, Lepidosauria, Squamata, Elapidae. Gene Ontology annotation, cellular component: mitochondrial outer membrane. The record is from RefSeq and is a predicted model, not a curated record.